CGUGUCAUAUAAUAUUUUUCUAAUUUCUAAUUAAAUUACGAUAUUCUUACACUUAUUUAAUAAUUUCUUUCAACAUAAAAAUUAGAAUUUCAAUCUUUUUACAAAUUUGGACGUGGAGGCAUCAAACCCUGGCUUGAAAAGCUUUUCCUUGAUUAAGAGGGAGGGAAUUGGGUGACACCGACGUUUAUAAAUACGACGUCGUUUUUUCAAAUGGUUUCUGCUUCUGCUAAAGUUAAGAGAAGUUGAAGUCUCUCUUUCUCUCUCCCCUUUCCCCACCCUAGGGCUUCUUCGAUGUCCUCUCUGGUUUCCGGAGCUGGGAGAAUCGAACCCUGAGGUUUUGCUUAAUCGUAAAAAGGCAGGCAGCAGAUACUUUUGGUGGGUCGGAGUUGGCAAUUCCUGGGCCUGAUAGUGUUGUGUUCUAUCUUUCAUUUUGUCAUAUAUUUGAGAAAGUUUACUUACAGGUUUCCAGUAUGACUCUGGAUAGAAGCAGAAGCCCACCACAAGCCAAGAGGCUUCGUAGCAGUGACCGUGCUUCUUACCAAGACGCACCUUACCCAAGGGAUCAUCGAGUUCACCGGCAAGAUUAUCUGUGCAAUAAAUGUAAGAGACCAGGGCAUUUUGCCAGAGAUUGCCCAAAUGUGACUGUAUGCAACAACUGUGGCCUUCCUGGCCACAUAGCUGCUGAGUGUAACUCAACAACCAUGUGUUGGAACUGUAAAGAGUCUGGACAUCUUGCGAGCCAAUGUCCUAAUGAUCCAGUGUGCCAUAUGUGUGGCAAAAUGGGUCACCUGGCUCGGGAUUGCUCAAGCCCAGGUCUACCCGCUCAUGAUGCGAGACUCUGCAACAACUGCUACAAGCCAGGCCACAUUGCUGCGGACUGCACCAAUGAGAAGGCUUGCAACAACUGCCAUAAAACUGGCCACCUCGCUCGAGACUGCCUCAAUGAGCCUGUCUGCAACAUCUGCAAUAUAUCAGGUCAUGUAGCCCGCCAGUGCCCAAAAUCAAGGCUGGUGCCAGAGACAGGAGGCCCUUUCCGUGACAUAACAUGCCACAACUGUGGGCAGCCAGGCCAUAUCAGCCGUGACUGUGUAUCCAUUGUCAUCUGCAACAACUGUGGUGGGAGAGGUCAUCAGUCAUUUGAGUGUCCUUCAGUCCGAAUGUUUGACCAUGUUGUGCGCAGGUAUUGACCAGCCACUUAUAGGAAUCUUUCAUGGGAACUACAUUUUGUUUUGUUGUAAUACAUUUAGAUUGCGAAUUGAUCGAUCUUAAAUGAGAGGUAUAAGCGUCUGAUUCCUCUUUCA
Vitis vinifera (wine grape) is the source of this 1301-nucleotide messenger RNA. Its product is annotated as zinc finger protein GIS2. Gene Ontology annotation, molecular function: zinc ion binding; nucleic acid binding. The transcript is spliced from 4 exons. Lineage: Eukaryota; Viridiplantae; Streptophyta; Magnoliopsida; Vitales; Vitaceae. The record is from RefSeq and is a predicted model, not a curated record. Bases 471 to 1187 code for a protein of 238 amino acids.